AACAGAUAUGGAUGUAGAACCUAUGUGUAGAACAAGUAAUGUCACACCGUCCACACCAUCAUAGACGGUAAAAGAUAAGUUUGCCAUGCAUUUCUGCAAAUAUAUUUUUUAAAGAUAUGAUCCAUGCAGUCCAGUCCAUAAGUACAUUACCUCCUGUUUUCCCAGCUGUCAGCGUUUAAAUGUUACUAAUUAAUCAACGGCUGGUGAAUAGGCCUAUAGCUAAACGGAUAACGCUUUGUUAAACUGUACAACGGUUACGGAACUACCUGUUAAGCCACGAUGCCAGUAUUCUGCAGCAGCUGUGAAAGCAGGAGAGCGGCGCUGAAGCGUCCGAAAACCGGGCACUCUGUCUGCAAAGAAUGCUUCUUCUGGGCAUUUGAAGAGGAGGUGCACCACACCAUCAUGUCUGCGCGCCUCUUUAGCCGCGGCGAGACGGUGGGCAUUGGAGCGUCGGGCGGAAAGGACUCCACAGUGCUGGCCCACGUGAUGAAGGUUCUUAACGAGCGCUACGACUACGGCCUCACCCUCCUCCUGUUGUCUGUGGACGAGGGCAUCACGGGUUACCGCGACGACUCUCUGGAGACGGUGAAGAGGAACCAGCAGCAGUACGACCUGCCGCUAAAGAUCGUGUCCUACGAGGAGCUCUACGGCUGGACCAUGGACGCCAUCGUCAAGCAGGUGGGACUCAAAAACAACUGCACGUUCUGCGGGGUGUUCAGAAGGCAGGCGCUGGACAGAGGAGCCAUGAUGCUGAAGGUGGACAAGAUCUGCACAGGUCACAACGCGGACGACGUGGCGGAGACGGUUCUGAUGAACGUGCUGCGCGGCGACAUCGCCCGUCUGCGGCGCUGCACGGCCAUCAGCACGGCGAGCGAGGGCGACGGUGUGAUCCCGCGCUGCAAGCCGCUCAAGUACGCCUACGAGAAGGAGAUCGUGCUCUACGCCUACUUCAAGAAGCUGGACUACUUCUCCACCGAGUGCAUCUACUCGCCCAACGCCUACCGCGGACACGCGCGCACCUUCCUCAAGGACCUGGAGGCGGUGCGGCCCAGCGCCAUCAUGGACGUGGUCCACUCGGGCGAGCACCUGUCGGUGCGCGAGGGCGUGCGCAUGCCCGUGCAGGGCACCUGCGGCCGCUGCGGGUACAUCUCCAGCCAGGCGCUCUGCAAGGCCUGCGUGCUGCUGGAGGGGCUCAACCGCGGCCUGCCGCGCCUCGGCAUCGGCAAACACCACCGGCUCCACGGCAAGAUCCUGGCGCAGGAGCCGCUCACCGAGCGGGAGGAGCGCAAGCUGCGGCCCGUCGAUUUUUGAGCCGGGGAUUUCGGACCGAACCAAGUACUAGGCUCAAACUCAAAAGCCCUGCUGGUUGCUCAGCCCGGACCGAACCAAGUACUAGUCUCAAACUUAAAAGCGCUGCUGGUCACUCAGCCCAGCCUGGACCGAACCAAGUACUGGUCUCAAAGCCAAAGCCCUGCUGGUCGUUUAGCCACUGGCACAGGUCUAAGUCAAGUCUACCAUUUGGUCUAAACCUCACGUUGACAAACGAGCAUGGCGUUCAAGAGCUGGGAGACACUGGUGUAAAACACUCAUGUCACGCUAAUUUAGACCAACCCAUAUGCCGGUUCUUUUAGAGUAGGCCUUGCCAUUGCUGGUGUGAAACUGGUGAAAUUUAUUCAAUGAGACACUGGUUCAGGUGAAACUGCUGCUAAUAUGAAGUAUUAGCUUUAAGGAGACAUCAAGACCACCAGGUCUUAUUUUUUUUAUUUGACAUAUCACAAUGGUUAUUUUCAGAGAUGUUUUAUUAUUUAGGAUUUUGUUGUUUUAUGCAUGACACAUGGUCUGUUAGUCUUUCCCAUUUCUGACACAGUUUUUAUUAUGCACUAAAAAUAUGCUUGAGACACCUGAUUGUGUUUUGACUAAUUUUAUUUUAUUUUAUUUUCCCUUUCCAUAUCUCAAUAAUCUCAGCCCUCCAGUGUUUAUAAUUAUCACACCUACUGUACCUCUCCCCUGAUGAUUCGUUUGGUCUGUGUUUUCAUGUUGUUCUUAUGAACUGGACUACAUGACCUUUUAUUGGCCAGCAUAGUCCUGCUCCAUCAGAAAAUGGUCCAGUCUCUUGUCAGCUGCUGAAUUAUUUCAGGAGGGUUUUCAAAGUGUGUGGUUUAGUGAUGAACCUUGGCAAGCUGAAUAUUAAGAGCUGUGUGGCUUUGUUUCGCCAGGAGAGUGGUGCCAUAGGGCUCCUUUAUUAGAUCUACCUCUAACCCUCUCAAGACUCAUGCUUAGAAUACCUCAGAGGUCCCGGUCGCUUUGCCCCGAGUCCGACCUUCAAGCUUGUCUGUGUCCAUGGCUGUGUCUGAGGGUGUGUGGGCUUGUGUGAGGAAGUGUGUCGAGCCACUUAUGUUGAUUUGGCAUAUCCCAAUAAACUCUUAAUAAACCA
This is a messenger RNA of Sardina pilchardus (European sardine), 2434 nucleotides long. Its product is annotated as cytoplasmic tRNA 2-thiolation protein 1. Gene Ontology annotation, biological process: tRNA wobble position uridine thiolation. Gene Ontology annotation, cellular component: cytosolic tRNA wobble base thiouridylase complex; mitochondrion. The record is from RefSeq and is a predicted model, not a curated record. NCBI's taxonomy places the organism in Eukaryota, Metazoa, Chordata, Actinopteri, Clupeiformes, Clupeidae. The coding region runs from base 280 to 1311 and encodes 343 amino acids. Gene Ontology annotation, molecular function: tRNA binding. The transcript is spliced from 4 exons.